This is a messenger RNA of Gadus chalcogrammus (walleye pollock), 744 nucleotides long. Its product is annotated as astrotactin-2-like. The record is from RefSeq and is a predicted model, not a curated record. Gene Ontology annotation, biological process: neuron cell-cell adhesion; neuron migration. Bases 1 to 744 code for a protein of 247 amino acids. NCBI's taxonomy places the organism in Eukaryota, Metazoa, Chordata, Actinopteri, Gadiformes, Gadidae. The transcript is spliced from 8 exons.
AUGUGGCAAAACAACCUCUCCUCCAAGUUUGGCAAACCACCACACAGCUCCUCCACGGGCAGAAAGAGGGGCCCCAGCCACACCAGAGUGACGGGGCCGGUGUUCGGACACCAGGUGGACUCGUGUUCGGAGCCCGAGGACGACAACCAGAUGAAGUUCUACACGGAGCAGCACCGGGGUCAGAGACGCAUCAAAGGUCACCCACCCAGUCCUCUGAACAAGGUCAACCUGACGUUGAUCACCAUAAUCACCUGCGUGGUCGCAGCCGUCUUCGCCACGCAGAACCCGUGCACGCUGUCCGUCAAGGUCACCCUGCACGUGCCUGAGCACUUUGUAGCAGACGGAAGUAGUUUUGUGGUGAGCAUGGGCAGCUUCCUGGAUGUUUCAAAUUGGCUGAACCCUGCCCAGCUGACCCUCUACUACCAGACUAACUCGUCCACCCAGUGGGUGAGAGACUACUGCGGCCAGCGCACGACGGAGCCCUGUGAGCAGCUGUGUGACCAGGAGACAGGAGAGUGUAGCUGUCACGAAGGCUAUUCCCCUGAUCCAGACCAUAAUCAUCUCUGUCUCCGUAGUGACUGGGGGCGCAACGAAGGGCCGUGGCCGUACACAAACCUGGAGAAAGGCUAUGACCUAGUUACAGGAGAACAGGCCCCAGAGAAGAUAUUCAGGUGCUUCAGGGGAAUGCAGAGCAUGCACCUGGUGAUGCCUGAGGGGAGCGUUGCCCACGGUAGAGACACAUAA